UAUUUGUGGGGUUUUACGCAGGUAAAAAUAGAAAUGAAAUUUAGUAUUUAGUCUUGUAAAGUCUUUUGAAUAGCAAGGUGUGUUUUGUGUUUCAAUCUUUGACUCGUGAGAAGUAGUAGUGCAUAUUUUACAACUGUAUAUUCAAAUAUACACUGUGCAGUAGUGACUGAAUUUUUCUGUACUUUCGGUAUUUUUAUUUUGAUUAUGGAUCCAACACGUUUUUAUGGCAAACAAAAGGAAACACAUAUACUUUUACCAGAUAUUGACAGUGAUCUUGAUUAUAGCAGCGAUGAUAGCAUAACAGAUGAAACUUAUCUACCAGAUAUGUUGCAAGAUUCAUCUAGUAGUGAUGAUCAAAUAGUCGAAGGUGACCAAUUGGGUCAGCAAGCGGAUUCUUCUGAUGAUGAAGACCUACCGCCACCUCUAUCAGACCUAACAAAUAAUCAAAUUCCCAUUUGUUCAAAUUAUGGAAAAAAGAAAAUAGAUUUGAAAUGGACAAAUUCAAAGAAUGAGGCAGCUCAAACGCCUCUUUGGGGUGCCCAUCUACAGGAUGAAACUGAAGUGAAAACUCCCGUCCAAUAUUUUUAUAAAUUAGUUGAUAAAGCUUUGUUAGAUUAUAUAAUGGAGCAAUCAAAUUUGUAUGCUACACAAACAGAUAUAUCUGGAAACUUUUCUAUGGAUUCAAAAGAUCUGGAACAGUUUUUAGGAGCAUGUUUCUAUAUGUCACUGAUAUCGGUACCAGGUACUAGUAGGUAUUGGAGUAAUGCGUGUAGAAUUUCUCAAGUCGCUGAUGUAAUGCCGUUACGAAGAUUUGAGCAAAUAAAAAAAAUUUACAUUUUGCUGAUAAUCACCAACUACCAUUGAAUCCGCCAGAUCGUUUGUUCAAAAUAAGAAAUGUGAUUGAAACCAUAAGGCACAAUAUGAAGUCCAUACCAAUAGAGCAACAUUUAUCUGUUGACGAGCAAAUUAUUCCCUAUAAGCGGGCUAAAGCAAUAU
Messenger RNA from Diabrotica virgifera virgifera (western corn rootworm), 996 nucleotides. RefSeq lists its product as uncharacterized. The coding region runs from base 205 to 864 and encodes 219 amino acids. Lineage: Eukaryota; Metazoa; Arthropoda; Insecta; Coleoptera; Chrysomelidae. The transcript has 2 exons. The record is from RefSeq and is a predicted model, not a curated record.